Messenger RNA from Paramecium octaurelia, 461 nucleotides. The record is from the annotation of a GenBank genome assembly. NCBI's taxonomy places the organism in Eukaryota, Ciliophora, Oligohymenophorea, Peniculida, Parameciidae.
AUGAACAAUUUCCACAAUUAUAGAGCAAACAGAAUUUUCUAAAAAUCUGUAAAAUAAAGAUCUGCUUAAAAGGUCAAUUAAUUAAGAGCAUCAUUAAAAAGUAAUUUAAUUGUUAACUUUUAGGUAAUGAAUCUGUUAAUUCAGUUACCUAUAAUAUUCGAUUUCAAAGAGAAGCAAGAAUAAAGACACAACCACAACAAAAUUUAGUUUCUGAAGGAACAAUUUAAAAUUUAAGAUUUAACUAGUUGCGAAAUCACAUAAAUGAUAAGUCUUUUCAGAUAAAAUAAGAAAGAUAUAAAAAAUAACCAAGGUUUCCUCGAUUGAAUGAAAUUUUUUAAAAUAAGUAUUCAGUUGCCUCUAUUGAAGCUAAGUCCUUGAUUAAUCACUAGAUACUCCAACAUUCAGAAUUAAAAAGUCUCAUUAAAGCAAAACCUUAGAAAUAAAAAAUUAGUCAACACUGA